ACGUGAAAAAUUCGAGUAUGCUUCGUGUUUGUUGUUAUUGUUUAUGAAAACGAGAAUAGUUAUCAUGCUAUUUUAUAAAAUAUGGCUACUUUCAAUCGCAAUACAAUUUUGUUUUGUUGUCGGCAAGAGAAAAGACGCACUGACGUCAUUACGAGACACAAUAGAAUUAGCAAGUUCAGAAAACCCAGGGUCAGUUAGUGGCAAUGUGUUAACGGAACCCCAAAAAGAAGCCGUUUUACAGCUUCAUAAUGCUUUUCGUUCCAUGGUCAAACCUGUCGCAAGUAAUAUGUUAAAAAUGGUAUGGGAUAAAGAUCUAGAAAAGAUAGCCUCGGAAUUUGCCAAUAAAUGCAUUGUUGCGCAUAACCCUGAUAGGCAUAAAUUAGCAAAAAAUUAUGACUGGGUGGGCGAGAAUAUCGCAUGGGGUACCGGAGUUUGCGGAGAUAAAGAUUGCGGAGAUGUUUAUGAAGGAGUUAAAAGGUGGUUUAGUGAAAGCAAAAGUUAUAACUAUUUGACCGGUCAAUGUUCCGGAAAAUGUACUCUGUAUACACAAAUGGUUUGGUGGGAGAGUAAUAAAUUAGGUUGUGGAGCUAAGAAGUGCGGAGACAGAACCAUACUAGUGUGCAAUUACGCUCCUGGCGGUAACUACGUAGGACAGAGACCUUACAAAACAGGAAAAGCGUGUCAAGAUUGUCCAAGUGGUAUGACUUGUGAGGAUAACUUAUGUGUUGAAAAAAAAAAUAAUAUUGACGAAAAUAAAGAGGAGGCAUCUAAAAAGGAUGACGAUAGAAAUGAUGACGUAAAUAAAGUUGAAUGUAAAGAUUGUACACCACGUACACCUACCGCUAGACCAGUUUCCACGAAACGUCUGGCCACUGCUCCAUUAGCUCAACAAGGAACCCAUAUGCUUCCAGCCGGCUGGAAAGAGUUUCCGGUUCAUUUGACCCAAAUCGACUCCGGUAUCAUUCCGUUUGUUUGGGGGAUGAAUGGCAAGCACAAUGUGUUUGUGCUACAAGAAAAUCAUCAGUUAGCACCGGUAUUAGAUAUCCCGAUGCACCACGUCACUGCAGGUCAAUCUGGAAUUUGGGCUGUCGAUUUGCUGGGAAAUAUCUUCUUUCGCAAAGGCGUCACACCAGAAAACAUAAAAGGUACUAGUUGGCGAAAAAUACCUGGUAAUCUUAAACAGAUUGAUUCCGGUCCAACUGGUGUUGUUUGGGGUGUCAAUCGCUAUGAUAGUAUAUUUUGCAGGAUAGAAAUUAAAAAGCAUACACAUCCAGAAGGCACAGGUUGGAUGCGGGUAGAGGGAGAUAUGAAAUAUGUUUCUUGUGGUGAAUAUGGCUGCUGGGCGAUUAACAGGCGGGAUAACGUGUAUUUUCGUGUCGGCAUAACUGACGGCGUGCCUGAGGGGAUUCAAUGGACAGUUGUCCCUGGUAAACUUCGUAUGGUUGAAAGUGGACCCGGUGGUGUAACAGUGGGUCUGAGUGACACUAAUGAUCUUCUUGUUCGUGCUGGUGUUGUUGCUGAAAAACCGGAAGGAACGAAUUGGAUCAACAUGGAUUUAAAACUUGCUCACGUUACUGUUGGGGAUCGUGGUAUUAUUGCCAUCCUACCAGAUGGAACGGUAGCAAUUCAUAGUGAUUUAAACAGUUUCAUAUCUCAAAUGCCCACACUGGCACCCACCACUGUUCUUCCUACGAAAGUCUUACCUUUGGAUGGAACCACUCUGCCAACAACUCGCAUUACAACCCUAAAACCGACCACACAAAACUUAUCACCCAGUCUUCUGCCAACAAGCAUGCCUACUAAGACGACGUCAGCCAAUCUAAAGCAGCCUGGUCCGAGUUUAGCGGAGUCUUUGUCUGCGUUAACAGGAAAAAGUAAAUCGAACCAAGAAAAACUUCAUAUUACACCUGAUAUGGCAGCAAGGAUUUUGAAGCUAAUCGAACAAAAAGGAAAUCAAUUUGAGGAGGAACAUAAAGCUGCAGGAGAAACAAUGUUGCGAAACGUGACCGCGACUAAAGACGAUGACGCGACGUCACUCCCGCAGACAGUCGGGAAAAGUAAAGCGACAAAAGCAACUAGCGAACAAAAACAAAAUGCCAAAGAAAGUACAAAGCCUUCAGAAAGUCACAAAAGCAAGAAAGUACACGUUACUACUCCUGCUCCUGCUCCGCCUCCGCCUCCCCCAUCACCACCGUCUCCAUCACCACCCCCUCCAUCACCACCACCACCGCCUCCUCUGUCACCACCCCCGCCCCCACCACCUCCACCACUGCCGCCAACUGCACAACCUAUAGCUCCGCGACCUUCUCCUACUGCAGCAAAAGAGCCAGUUGUUGCUGUGAACAUAAACCAGCCACCACAUCAAGCUACACAACCAACUCAUGCCACUAAAAAAAAGACAACCCCUCAGCCAUCCACAACAUCUCCUGCUCAUACAAGCCCAACACAACCAAGUGAUCAAGAUGAAAAUGUUAUAAACCUUCACAGUGAGGAAAACAAUCAACAGUAUCCUCAUCCGAGACUACCGACGCGACAUCCACCCACACACAGGCCUUUUACGCAUAAAAAGACAACUGCUGAUAAUCGUUUAAAAACUCAAACCCAUAAAAAUUGGGUGCAUUCCCUUGCUCCUGUAAUUACGAGGCCGACUGCUGCGAUUAUCAAACCACGUCCGACAGUUGCUGCACCUCACGCAGAAAGUAUGCUAUCACAUCCUACCUUUGGUCAGGAUCGAAUGAAGGUCAAGGUUCAGAGACUACUAGGCAAGGGACGUGUGGGUAACUCUAAGGUAGCUUACCUUGGUCCACAACCAACUGCUAUAAUAACUUCUGCUAAAAAUCCUGUUACUGUUCCGAUGGAGCUGACACGGUCGUGUUGUACAAUACCAGACAGCGUAUGCCCUAUACCCAAAGAUUGUGUUGGCUACAUUGAAUGUCAUGGUUAUCGAGGCAAUUAUAGAAAGUGUGAGCGAGGCCAGUUAUUUAAUCCAGUCACAAAUAUAUGUGACUACCCAAGAAAUGUUGAUUGUGAUUCAAAAUCGAAAGCCAGUAUCGAGAGUGAUGUCCAACAACCAGGGUACACAGUGCUUCAACCACCGUCAGAACCAAACAUUGUAAAUACUGCACUGCAACCAGCCGCUGAUACAAGCGUUAUUCCACAAUUUGUGGAAACAUCGUCAAAUAUGAUUCCGGCGCAAAGGGACGAACCAGCUAAAGUAGAAGUGAAUGGUCAAAAUCCUGCGCAACCAAGAGUAAACCCACCUCACACUGGAUCGAAAGAAGAUGAUGGAGUAUUGCGAGAAGUAUGGUUUGGUUUAGGAUUAAGUCCACUGUUAACAUUACUAACAAAUAAUCCUCGUUUUCCAACUAACCCAGAUGAAUAUAUCGUGCUGGAUAAAUUUGAAGCACCGCCGAAUGCAGGGGAUGGCUAUGGACAGCGGUUAUCAACUUACUAUAAAGCUCCACAGACGGGGGAGUACACGUUCUACAUUUCUUGCGACAAUGAGUGUGAACUGUGGAUCAGUCCAGAUACAGAAGAAAUUCAUUCCAACCUUAUUUUGGAGCUAAAACAUGGGCAUUUCACGUCCUUUCGACAAUGGAAAAAAUAUCCCGAAGAACAGACCUCACGUGGUAUAUAUCUUCAACAAGGAGAAUAUUAUUUUAUGGAAAGUUUCAUGAAAGAGGGAUCAGGGGGGGACGAUCUGAGCAUAGGUGUCAAACUUCCCAACGGAGAAACAGAAUUACCCAUGUGGAAAAACUUGUACCUUGUUCCAGGUGAUGUUGGAACUACCGGCGUUCGAAAACCAGGUCAACCAGUGCAAGCGUCUGCAGCUGAACCGGCUGAAAAGUAUCAACAAAAUAACCAACAACAACCUGCUCUAUCAGAACAGAUAACACCUCAACCGCAGACACCGGUCGCUCAAGAAACCACACAAGAAACGUCUAAAAUCUAUCCAAUGCAGCCCGAACAUAUGGGACCGCAACCUGGCCAGACUGCAGAACAGUGGGUGGAAGAGAACAACAAACGCAAACCAGGGUCCACUUCCGGUCUAGCUGGCAGUGAAAAUCCUGAAUUUGCUUCCGUUGCGAACAACGAAGAGAAUAUUCCAGGAGCUGAAAUGUACAUGAAUCAUAAUAAACCAAACCUUAUUGAACAGACUGGUGAACAACCUGUCUCUGUUAAACGAGACAAAAUAAUUCAUGCAAAUUUCACUACUAUAAAAUAAUACAGUUUAAAAUGAGCAUGAUCACGACACCACUGCACAUUGUUCACGUUGCUAACAGUAACAACCACACGUCGAAACCGUCGUUCUGCGAGUUCUUGAGGACAUACUUGAUCUUCCUAACAAGCAUAAAAAAUCGUUUUUACGAUAAAAAAAACUUGCCGUUUAAAGUACCGUUUCUAGUCAGAAACUGAAAACUAGAAUAAAACGUUAAAUCAAAAAAUUAACUCUUAUAAUAAGUUGUAUUUUUCUAGCGCAUAUAAAUAUUCAUUAAAAAAGCUUUUGUAAA
Molecule: messenger RNA, 4511 nt
Organism: Hydractinia symbiolongicarpus
Lineage: Eukaryota; Metazoa; Cnidaria; Hydrozoa; Anthoathecata; Hydractiniidae
Exons: 14
Coding region: 44-4225 (1393 amino acids)
Cellular component (GO): extracellular region
Molecular function (GO): chitin binding
Source: RefSeq, a predicted model, not a curated record